Messenger RNA from Vicia faba (fava bean), 513 nucleotides. The record is from the annotation of a GenBank genome assembly. NCBI's taxonomy places the organism in Eukaryota, Viridiplantae, Streptophyta, Magnoliopsida, Fabales, Fabaceae.
AUGACCAUGUUACCGUAUGGUCAUGUACAUAAAUUUUUUCUCACAACUAGUUCUAACAACACCGUGAUCUCAUAUCCGGAUCUACUCCACCGACACAACUCAGUGCCACAACAACCACAUAACUUCGAUCCCUCCGUGCCUCUGCCUUACAACACACCCUCACUGUCAGCUCCAACCACUGCGCCGAUCGUUGAUGAGUACACACUCUCUACCGCACCACCGUUGCAGUUACUCGCCCAGCUUCCGUGUAUCCAUAACCCGCGAUUUCGAAGUAAUUCUGGUUCUCAAUCCCCCAUCACAACACCUCCGAGCCGUAGCCCGCAAAGAUGCAAAUACUUCCGCCUCUGUUCCGCUCCGACGAACACGACAGACUUCUUUGACACCCACCAGAUCCGUGACUCCAUCAACAGCCGCCGUUCAAGAAUAAGUCAUGAUGCAGAAGCCCAUGUAUCCAACAACCAUGUCUCCAUGAGCUCCGUGCUUUCUGAUCAACACCAUAAUCUCCAGCUCUGA